AGACCCACGGGGCUGCCCUCCCCUGCGCACUCCCCUCGCUGCCCGGGCCCGGAGCGCAGCGCGGCCGCACAGGUAUUUUUGCUGUGCUGUGCAAGGAACUCUGCUAGCUCAAGAUUCACAAUGUUGAAAGCCCUUUUCCUAACUAUGCUGACUCUGGCGCUGGUCAAGUCACAGGACACCGAAGAAACCAUCACGUACACGCAAUGCACUGACGGAUAUGAGUGGGAUCCUGUGAGACAGCAAUGCAAAGAUAUUGAUGAAUGUGACAUUGUCCCAGACGCUUGUAAAGGUGGAAUGAAGUGUGUCAACCACUAUGGAGGAUACCUCUGCCUUCCGAAAACAGCCCAGAUUAUUGUCAAUAAUGAACAGCCUCAGCAGGAAACACAACCAGCAGAAGGAACCUCAGGGGCAACCACCGGGGUUGUAGCUGCCAGCAGCAUGGCAACCAGUGGAGUGUUGCCCGGGGGUGGUUUUGUGGCCAGUGCUGCUGCAGUCGCAGGCCCUGAAAUGCAGACUGGCCGAAAUAACUUUGUCAUCCGGCGGAACCCAGCUGACCCUCAGCGCAUUCCCUCCAACCCUUCCCACCGUAUCCAGUGUGCAGCAGGCUACGAGCAAAGUGAACACAACGUGUGCCAAGACAUAGACGAGUGCACUGCAGGGACGCACAACUGUAGAGCAGACCAAGUGUGCAUCAAUUUACGGGGAUCCUUUGCAUGUCAGUGCCCUCCUGGAUAUCAGAAGCGAGGGGAGCAGUGCGUAGACAUAGAUGAAUGUACCAUCCCUCCAUAUUGCCACCAAAGAUGCGUGAAUACACCAGGCUCAUUUUAUUGCCAGUGCAGUCCUGGGUUUCAAUUGGCAGCAAACAACUAUACCUGCGUAGAUAUAAAUGAAUGUGAUGCCAGCAAUCAAUGUGCUCAGCAGUGCUACAACAUUCUUGGUUCAUUCAUCUGUCAGUGCAAUCAAGGAUAUGAGCUAAGCAGUGACAGGCUCAACUGUGAAGACAUUGAUGAAUGCAGAACCUCAAGCUACCUGUGUCAAUAUCAAUGUGUCAAUGAACCUGGGAAAUUCUCAUGUAUGUGCCCCCAGGGAUACCAAGUGGUGAGAAGUAGAACAUGUCAAGAUAUAAAUGAGUGUGAGACCACAAAUGAAUGCCGGGAGGAUGAAAUGUGUUGGAAUUAUCAUGGCGGCUUCCGUUGUUAUCCACGAAAUCCUUGUCAAGAUCCCUACAUUCUAACACCAGAGAACCGAUGUGUUUGCCCAGUCUCAAAUGCCAUGUGCCGAGAACUGCCCCAGUCAAUAGUCUACAAAUACAUGAGCAUCCGAUCUGAUAGGUCUGUGCCAUCAGACAUCUUCCAGAUACAGGCCACAACUAUUUAUGCCAACACCAUCAAUACUUUUCGGAUUAAAUCUGGAAAUGAAAAUGGAGAGUUCUACCUACGACAAACAAGUCCUGUAAGUGCAAUGCUUGUGCUCGUGAAGUCAUUAUCAGGACCAAGAGAACAUAUCGUGGACCUGGAGAUGCUGACAGUCAGCAGUAUAGGGACCUUCCGCACAAGCUCUGUGUUAAGAUUGACAAUAAUAGUGGGGCCAUUUUCAUUUUAGUCUUUUCUAAGAGUCAACCACAGGCAUUUAAGUCAGCCAAAGAAUAUUGUUACCUUAAAGCACUAUUUUAUUUAUAGAUAUAUCUAGUGCAUCUACAUCUCUAUACUGUACACUCACCCAUAAUUCAAACAAUUACACCAUGGUAUAAAGUGGGCAUUUAAUAUGUAAAGAUUCAAAGUUUGUCUUUAUUACUAUAUGUAAAUUAGACAUUAAUCCACUAAACUGGUCUUCUUCAAGAGAGCUAAGUAUACACUAUCUGGUGAAACUUGGAUUCUUUCCUAUAAAAGUGGGACCAAGCAAUGAUGAUCUUCUGUGGUGCUUAAGGAAACUUACUAGAGCUCCACUAACAGUCUCAUAAGGAGGCAGCCAUCAUAACCAUUGAAUAGCAUGCAAGGGUAAGAAUGAGUUUUUAACUGCUUUGUAAGAAAAUGGAAAAGGUCAAUAAAGAUAUAUUUCUUUAGAAAAUGGGGAUCUGCCAUAUUUGUGUUGGUUUUUAUUUUCAUAUCCAGCCUAAAGGUGGUUGUUUAUUAUAUAGUAAUAAAUCAUUGCUGUACAAUAUGCUGGUUUCUGUAGGGUAUUUUUAAUUUUGUCAGAAAUUUUAGAUUGUGAAUAUUUUGUAAAAAACAGUAAGCAAAAUUUUCCAGAAUUCCCAAAAUGAACCAGAUAUCCCCUAGAAAAUUAUACUAUUGAGAAAUCUAUGGGGAGGAUAUGAGAAAAUAAAUUCCUUCUAAACCACAUUGGAACUGACCUGAAGAAGCAAACUCGGAAAAUAUAAUAACAUCCCUGAAUUCAGGACUUCCACAAGAUGCAGAACAAAAUGGAUAAAAGGUAUUUCACUGGAGAAGUUUUAAUUUCUAAGUAAAAUUUAAAUCCUAACACUUCACUAAUUUAUAACUAAAAUUUCUCAUCUUCGUACUUGAUGCUCACAGAGGAAGAAAAUGAUGAUGGUUUUUAUUCCUGGCAUCCAGAGUGACAGUGAACUUAAGCAAAUUACCCUCCUACCCAAUUCUAUGGAAUAUUUUAUACGUCUCCUUGUUUAAAAUGUCACUGCUUUACUUUGAUGUAUCAUAUUUUUAAAUAAAAAUAAAUAUUCCUUUAGAAGAUCA
Molecule: messenger RNA, 2708 nt
Organism: Homo sapiens (human)
Lineage: Eukaryota; Metazoa; Chordata; Mammalia; Primates; Hominidae
Gene: EFEMP1
Product: EGF-like fibulin extracellular matrix protein 1
Exons: 12
Coding region: 121-1602 (493 amino acids)
Cellular component (GO): elastic fiber; non-collagenous component of basement membrane
Molecular function (GO): calcium ion binding
Source: RefSeq, marked reviewed